AGUCGCACUCCUCAAUCGAUCUCAUCAAAGAUUCCAUGGGAGCGAAGCUUUCUUGCAUUUACCGGCCGGACAGUGCAGCCGUCGACGCGGGCGCCGCAGCAGCGACGGCGACGGCGACGGCGACGGCGAGGGUCGUCGCGGCCGACGGCUCGCUGAGGGAGCUGCCGGCGUCGUCGUCUCCUUGCGUCUCCGUGGCGUCCGACGUGCUCGGCGACGACACGGCGUCCUUCUUCGUGUGCAACUCGGACGCGCUCUACUUCGACGCCCGCCCGCCGGCGCUGGCGCCCGGCGAGCCGCUCCGCCCCGGGGAGCUGUACUUCGUGCUGCCCAGGGCGAUGCUCGGCCGGCCUCUGUCCAGCGCCGACAUGGGCAGGCUCGCCGUCCGCGCGAGCGCGGCUCUCGCCGGCGGGUCGAAGCCCCAGCAGGUACAUGCGGCAGAGCGACGCCACAUACACCGGCAUGGCGGCGGCGGCAAGAAGAAGAAGAAGAAGGUGCAGGUCACGCCGGCGCAACGCAGAGAAGACGACGUCGACGGCGUGUUCAACGAGAAGGUCAACGAGCAGACGCUCGGGCUGUUCGCCGUGUUCCUGAGCCCGGCGAGAGGAGGCGGCGCGGCGGCGGCGCGGUCUCCGCUGAAGAGGGCGUUGAGCUUAGUGGAAGAAGAGGAGGCGUAGUAGGAGCUCAUCUCCACCAUCCGUUUGUCAGUUUUGCUAGCUCAAGUGGAAUGAACCCGCCACCAUACGAUAUUUGGUUCAAAACACGAAAAGUGGAAAAAAUUCAAUGGAUUUCAAACAAGUUUGAUUUCCUCGAUUCAAAGUAAAACAGUAGGGGGUUUAGGACGGAACCGAAUCCUCUGCAGUCGACUGCCUCGUGUCCACAUGUCAGCGACGACCGUACGAGGAAGUCGACUGAAGAGGGAUCUCGAUCCGUUUAGAACAACUGUGUAAACCUUGUAGUUUGGUGAAGCACAUGUCCCGGCGAGAGUGCUAACGGGCAAACGUUUGCGCACCUCGGCCCCGCUUGAACAUCCACGAUUAACCUUCAUUUU
Oryza brachyantha (malo sina) is the source of this 1048-nucleotide messenger RNA. RefSeq lists its product as uncharacterized. The transcript has a single exon. The coding region runs from base 36 to 674 and encodes 212 amino acids. The record is from RefSeq and is a predicted model, not a curated record. Lineage: Eukaryota; Viridiplantae; Streptophyta; Magnoliopsida; Poales; Poaceae.